Molecule: messenger RNA, 1684 nt
Organism: Solea solea (common sole)
Lineage: Eukaryota; Metazoa; Chordata; Actinopteri; Pleuronectiformes; Soleidae
Gene: c12h11orf96
Product: chromosome 12 C11orf96 homolog
Exons: 1
Coding region: 492-872 (126 amino acids)
Source: RefSeq, a predicted model, not a curated record
GAGGGUGGGUGACUGGUUGACUGCUUUGGAAUCCAGAACCAUGACUGAAAGCAAAGAAGUGGAGUGGGAGGGACAUGGCAAGCACAGGAAGCAAACAGCAUGGAGUGAGAGAGGGACUGAGUGCGUUGUGAGCUGCUAUAAAAGAGAGUGCUGGAGCACUGGCUUCAGCAGACAGAGAUUCACACACUGAAGGCAAGAUACAUCCACUGAAACUGAAGCAUUCACACUGAGGGGCGAGGAGCAGAGAUCAGAUCAGUUUAUUAACACUUGUUUCUUAAAUACUGGUGAUCUUCAGUGUACCUGGACUUUUUUGGCUUUACUUUGGACUCUUGCUGUGUUUAUCCUGAAAUACUUUCUGGACAAGACACCUGAAAGAGCAGGGAAAGUCUGUGACUAAGAGCAGUUAUCAGUCUUUUUUUGGCUGCUUUCAAAGCUGGUGUUACACUUAAUUUAAAGACAAUUUCAUUUCAUUACUUGGCUUUUUUUGACAAAUGGCUGCUGUGCGUCAGAUGGUAAUGGAAACCUCGGGCUUCCAUGUCUUACCUGCCCACCUUAUGGCCUCUGCCAUGGAGGAGUUUCCCCAGCAGCUGCCGGUCCCUAAGGGCCCUGCAAAGGGCAAGAGCCGUUCCCGCCGACCUCGUGAGGCCCGCUUCAAAACACAGCCUGUUACCUUUGCUGAGAUUGCAGAAGUAGAAGAAGAGGGUUCCUCACCGCUGGAGGAGGAGAGGGCACGUCGAUCCUUCCUUCAGUCCCUGGAGAACCUGCGGCGGAGCACACAGACCCUCCACUGCCCACCGGCUGCCCAUCACAGCAGCACCCCCACACCCACACAGGCCAGCCUGGACUCCAGUGACUCUGACUCCACCCAGUGAGGAAUGGAACCUCUUCCUUGCACCUAUGUUCCUCUCUUCACCUUGACGCCGCUUCAAAUGGAGGCCAACUGAAAUGAACCAAACUGGCCUAUUUGCCAGCGUGUGUGUGUGUGUGUGUAAGCUGCUGCUUUCAUACAAAAGUCUGCAUUUUAUAAAUACUUGUACUAACAUAUCAACAGUAUAUAGUCUGAAGAUGCACCUGAAGGAUAUCUGUAAAGAUCUGGUUAUACUGAUGCAGUUUAAUGAGUGUAAAAGGUAGCAGAUGACGCAGUGUUGAACACACCACUCUUCAUACGUAUUCCUUUUUCUACUAUCUAAUGUGUAUGAGGAAAACUUGAAAGAUGGUUUUAAUAUUUUUCCACUUUAAAGAUGUAUACAUAUUUUUGUUUCAAUUUAAGAUGUUUCUACUUGACCAGUCAAUAUAAAAAGGACUGUAAAAAAUGUUAGUAUUGUGACUUACCACACCAUAAAUGCUAUGAUUGAAGUACUGAGCAUCAAUAGUGACCUGGUUGUCACUGAAGCAGAAGAGUACUGUUACAAAGAGUUUUUUUCCAGCCUUACAUUGAUUGAAAUCGCUCUUCUUGCUUCAGCUCCUGAGAAAAUGAUGCCUUUCUAAAUAUCUUUAUUUAUUCUCUUAUUUUAUUCAUGUUGGAAUCAUAGAUGUGGUAUUUCAUUUGGUCUUUCACAUGGUUUCCAAAGUUCUGACUUUCAAAGAAAAUCAUAACCUUUAUACUUUAUGUUUGUUUUACUUCGUACAAAUAUGUUACAAUGUUUGUGAUAUGAUCUUUAAUAAAUAUUUUGAAAUUACUUGA